This is a messenger RNA of Bacillus rossius redtenbacheri, 2232 nucleotides long. RefSeq lists its product as uncharacterized. Bases 31 to 1665 code for a protein of 544 amino acids. The transcript has 2 exons. NCBI's taxonomy places the organism in Eukaryota, Metazoa, Arthropoda, Insecta, Phasmatodea, Bacillidae. The record is from RefSeq and is a predicted model, not a curated record.
CCCAUUGCAUGUUUUUUUACCCGGAGUGGAAUGAAGGGGCCAGCCCUGAAACAAGCCAUUCAACAGGUGCUGGGUGCGUGUUUAGCUGUUGGGUUAAAAGUAGUGGCCACUGUAUGCGACAUGGGGACAAACAAUGUUUCUGCUCUUAGAGGACUCGGAGCAAAGUUUCCGGACCCUGUUUUUGAUUAUGAAGGGCACAAAAUGGUAGUAUUUUUUGAUCCACCACAUCUCUUAAAGUGCACAAGAAACAUGUUCGAAAGUCAUGUUGUGAGAGGUGUGAAAGUGAGAGGAAAUGUCACUGUUAGUGGAGCGGCCCGUUGGGAACAUUUGCAAAGGAUGUAUGAAGAGGAUAAGAACAACUCCAUUUUCAGACUUGCCCCAAAACUUACAGAUGCCCACCUCACACCUACCUCCAGUGACCGGAUGAAAGUUGCAACUGCUGCACAAGUAAUGAGCCAUACUGUGGCAGCAACUUUGCACAGCUUUGUCAGUAGAGAUAUUUUGCCAAUCGAAGCUACUAUUACAGCUUCAUUUGUGGCAGAUGUGGAUGCUAUCUUUGAUAGCUUUAAUGGAACUGAACAGUAUCCACAGUCUGGCAAGCCAUUGAGGUGUGCACUGUCUGCCAACAGCCCACAUAUUGAAUUCUGGCAAGAUGAAGCUAAAAGCAAAGUUCAGAAAUGGGAGUUUUGCUUUGAUCCAACUGCUGAUCGAAGACUAAACAGAGAAAGGAAACAAAAGCCUCCACCACUAACGCCUGGUAAGCAUCGUAGUUUGGUAUCUCGUCCUCCUUCACAGUGGGGCUGGAUUACAUCUAUGAAUGCUGCAGUUCAUGUGUGGCGUGUUUUGUCGGAAGCUGGGUUUCGGUUCCUGCAGCUUAGGAACCUUAACCAGGAUGCUUUGGAAAACUUGUUUGGAGCAAUUCGAUCUUACUGUGGGUCUAAUUAUAACCCAACAAUAUAUCAGUUCUCAGCAGCAUUGAAGACAGCUGUUAUCAACAGUUUGGCAUUUAAAGGUUACUCUGGUAAUUGUCAGGCAGAUCACGCAACAGUUUUGAGUGAUUUACAUACUUUUCUUUUUGGACUUGAACCCUCUGAUAAAAAUGCUAGUUCUGGUGAUGUAGUUGUGAAGCCUUGUUAUGACAGUUAUGUUAAUGCAGUGGCAGAUAUUGAAAAUGCAGUUCAGUGUGGAGACAUAUCUGUACUGCCUGAUGCAUAUGUGGCUGGUUAUAUAGUCCGUAAAGUGUUGAAGAAGGUUGUGUGUGAAGAGUGCAGUAGGCUGUUAGUGGGUAGUGAAGAAGACUUUUGUAACACAGCAAUAUGUUUCAAAGAGUUUUCAGAUACCACCAGCAGAUUAACUUAUCCAUCACAGUGUACAGUUAAAUUAGUCAGGCAAUGUGCAUUACUGUUUGAAGGAAUUAUGGCUAGUAUUUCGCACUCCAAUGAUCUGCUAAAAACAGUAUCCAUUGAAUUUGAAAAUAAAUGUGACUUUAUGUGGUUGAAGGAAGGUAAAUGUCAGGAACAUUUGGACAUCAUCAAAAAUUUCCUUAUGAAGGGAAUCUGUGAGAUUUUAGUGAGGUGGUGGUGUAAGAGGGUAAACAGAAACUUAAUUUCAUCCAAGAAAAUGAAAAAGCACUGUAGGAAAAUGUCAGUUCUGUCACACAGGUAGAAAUGUACAAAACAGUUCACACAAAUAUGUGUAUAUGCAGCCUAAGUCUAAAAUUAUGAUGGGUAUUUGCCCCCUGUGAUUUCUCUUAUUAUUUCACAUAUUCUUUUAUUCAUUAGUAUUAUGGUAAUGAUAGAGACUUGUUGCAAAAUUGAUAUACAGUGAUAAUAGUUAAUGUAUACUGUAUUAAAUCAUAUUGUUCUGUAGUAAAAUUGUCACUUGAGCAUUGAUUGGUUGGAUGUAACAUAAUGGCUUUUAAUUAUUUCUUAUUCCUGUGUAGACAGCCCAUUUAAAAGUGUACGAAUACAUUGUGUGAUGAUAUUUUUGUGCAAAUUAAGGAAGUAAAUAUUGUAUUAGGUAGAUUUAGAAGAAAGACUACCUAUAGUGGCCCUUAACAUGGUGUGACUUCCAGUAAAUUUUUGUAAAUUUUUGGUUGCAUGGUUCAUUGACACCAAACCCUAAAUCAUCUCAGAAGUUUAUAUAUAUAUGUAAAUGUGUGUGUAUGUAUGUAUCUAUCACAUUUUUAUUGAAAUGUUAACUUCUGCAAAUUUUCACCAAUCACUUUCAAGU